AUGGAGAGCCGAAAGGACAUGGUUAUGUUUCUGGAUGGGGGUCAGCUUGGCACUCUGGUUGGCAAGAGAGUCUCCAGUUUGUCUGAAACCGUGGGCAGCCCGCUGCCCGAGCCGCCCGAGAAGAUGGUGCCCCGUGGUUGCCUGAGCCCGCGGGCCGGCCCUCCAGCCGCCCGGGAGCGCGGCGGGGGCGGCCCGGAGGAGGAGCCGGUCGAUGGACUCGCAGGNAACGCUGCGGGGUUGGGCGCCGAGCCACGGGCGGCCGGAGCGGCCAUGCUCGGCCCGGGACCUCCGGCCCCCUCCACCGACAGCCUAUCCGGCCAGGGGCAACCCAGUAGCUCGGACACCGAGUCGGAUUUCUAUGAAGAAAUCGAGGUGAGCUGCACCCCGGACUGCGCCACCGGGAACGCCGAGUACCAGCACAGCAAAGGGUCCGGCUCCGAGGCACUAACCGGCAGUCCGAACAGCUGCAACGAGGCCCCCAAGAGCACCGGCGGCGGCGGGGGCGGCUCGCAGGGCACCCUGGCUUGCAGCGCCAGUGACCAGAUGCGCCGUUACCGCACCGCCUUCACCAGGGAGCAGAUUGCCCGGCUGGAGAAGGAAUUCUAUCGGGAGAACUACGUCUCGAGGCCCCGGAGGUGUGAGCUUGCGGCUGCCCUAAACCUGCCGGAAACCACCAUCAAGUGCUCCUGCCUCGCCUGCCACAGUGGCCCAGCCAACGGGCUGGCGCCCCGGGCUGCCGCCGCCUCGGACUUCACCUGUGCCUCCACCUCCCGCUCGGACUCCUUCCUCACCUUCGCGCCCUCCGUGCUCAGCAAGGCCUCCUCCGUCGCGCUGGACCAGAGGGAGGAGGUGCCCCUCACCAGAUAA
This is a messenger RNA of Tupaia belangeri chinensis (Chinese tree shrew), 867 nucleotides long. It is a transcript of the gene EVX1, whose product is annotated as even-skipped homeobox 1. Gene Ontology annotation, cellular component: nucleus. The transcript has 4 exons. The coding region runs from base 1 to 867 and encodes 288 amino acids. Gene Ontology annotation, molecular function: DNA-binding transcription factor activity, RNA polymerase II-specific; RNA polymerase II cis-regulatory region sequence-specific DNA binding. Gene Ontology annotation, biological process: regulation of transcription by RNA polymerase II. NCBI's taxonomy places the organism in Eukaryota, Metazoa, Chordata, Mammalia, Scandentia, Tupaiidae. The record is from RefSeq and is a predicted model, not a curated record.